CCAAAUCUACCCGCCAUGCCGACCGGCCCGUCCUCCUCUACCUCCGCCGCCGCCACCUCCCCAGAUGCCGUCACCGCCCCUCCCCCCACAUCCUCUCAACCCCCUCCCAAACCCUUCCUCUCCUCCCCCGUCCCCUCCUCCCUCCGCCCCCCUCCCACCCCCCUCUUUUCCCCCUCGCCCCAACCCCUCCUCGGCAAAACCCUCCACCCUCCCCCUCCCCCACCGUCUACCCAGGGCGUCCCCUUCGCCGCCUCCCACCGCGCCUUCUCGCCUCGGACCGCCGCCGUCCGCCCGCCGUCCGCCGACCAGACCGUCACCGUAGCCAACCCUGCUGGGUAUAUUAGGAAUGCGAGCCCUACGGCGGUCAUGACCUUCGCCCCCCAGGCCAGGCCCUUUGUUUUCGGCGCCACCGCCGCCGAUCAUGCUGCCCAGAUCCCGCCGGCCCACACGAUGAGGCCGCCUCAGGCGAUGCCUGUGCCGCCGUCCUUCGUAGUCCCGAGGUCGGGCGGCGCUGCUACCGGUGGUGUGGCUGGUACUCCCAAGAGCGUCACUCCGGCCGUUACUCACCCUAAGGUUACUUCAUUCCCAGUGGUGUCAUCAACAUAUGAGUAUAACAACAGUAAGGAGAGGGACAAGAGUAGAGAAGAUACCAUUGUGAUGAUUAACGACCGGAAAGUUAGAUUAUCUGAUGGUGAAUCAGGAUCUUUAUAUGCUCUUUGUCGAUCUUGGGUUCGAAAUGGUUUGCCUCACGAAAGUCAGCCAAAUUUUGGGGAUGGUGUGAAGCUUCUGCCAAGACCUUUGCCUCCAUCAAUGGUUGACACUCACAUGUUGAAAAAGAGUGAAGACAUUAAUGAAGCCGAAGAUUCUAUCAAGGAAGAGGAUGUUGGUUCUGUUGAGCAGUUAUCGGCACGUGAUCUGUUAGAGGGACAUAUAAAGCGUGCCAAAAGGGUUCGGGCACAGUUGAGAAAAGAGCGCCUGCUACGGAUUGAACGAUAUAAACAAAGACUUGCCCUUCUCCUUCCGCCACCAAGUGAACUAGGGAGGAAUGAUACUGCUCCGGCAAAUUGAUGCACAACCAGGUGACCUUACAUUAACAGACAACUACUUGAUGUCCCUUUGCUCCAUCAACUGUGCACUUGUUGUGUUCAUCCAGAGAGGGAAGUUGUAUAGCAUUUCGGAUAACUGGCUCUAGUUAUGUGAGAAUGGUUUAGGACAACAGAGAAAAUUAUAAACUGUACCUGCAUAUCUAGUUCUUAUUGUUGCUUUUGGCCUUCGGAUUUGUCUUUGUACUGCUUUCUUUGAUAAUGUAAUCCUUAGAUGAGUUGUUAAGCUAGAAUCUUGUAUGACAAGCCAUGUAUAUUUGGAGGAGUGCUUAAUCCAAGGAGAAGAAAAGUUUUUGGCUGAAUAGUUAGUCCUACAGUGUUCUUGUGAUCAGGUGUUACCUUUUGAUGAGUGCGUUUAGGGAUGCAUCUGUUUUCAAAGCUACAGGAUCUUGUAAUGGAUGAGAUGUCUGCGUCAGAGAACUCAUGUGAUCAUGUGGCUGGAACUCUUAUGUUGAUCCAGGAAUCCAUCUACAGAUGUACUGGAAAAAGAAGUGUCUUGGUGUACUUGAGACAGCCAGAAAUUUCCACUUGAAAUAUAUUGGAUCAAAUCAUUAUUUA
Messenger RNA from Elaeis guineensis (African oil palm), 1661 nucleotides. RefSeq lists its product as uncharacterized. Gene Ontology annotation, cellular component: transcription repressor complex. NCBI's taxonomy places the organism in Eukaryota, Viridiplantae, Streptophyta, Magnoliopsida, Arecales, Arecaceae. The record is from RefSeq and is a predicted model, not a curated record.